AUGCAGAAUCCCUGCUAUGACAACCACCAGGAGGGCGGAGGACCAGUCAACAACCAAGGAGAUAAUUAUCACCUUGAUGAAGAGGCUAACGAUAGCCUAUUUACUGAAAGGCUAAUGAACUUGGCAAUACCGCUGAGACUCAAGAGUGCCAAGAUACCACCGUACGACGGAAGUCAAGACCCAGAGGCCCAUUUAGAGGCUUUCAAGACCGAGAUGUUGUUCAACGGGAUCACUGGACCUAUUAAGGCCAGAAUCCUCGCAACAACCUUGACAGGUCAAGCAAUGGCUUGGAUAACCAGGCUCCCUAGGAACUCGAUCGACUCGUUCGAGGACCUAGCCCGAACAUUCCGACUAAACUUUGCAACAAGCAAAGCACAUCCAAUGCCGGCCUACGCUCUGAGAAGAAUCCGGCAAAAGGAGAAUGAAUCGUUGAGGAAAUACCUCGACCGGUUCAAGGAUGCCGCCCUCAAGGUUCGGAGCCUAACUGAAGCAAUGCACCUCCACCUAAUCAUCUCGGGAUUAGAUGGCGACUCUCCACUUGCGAAGUCCAUCUAUAAGAACCCGGUCAAUGAUCUGGAAGAGUUUCGACGAAGGUCGGAUAAAUACAUUGAUGUGGAAGACAUGCAAAAAGUCUACGUCGAGUCCCGAGGACGCAGUCCGACACGACGAAGCCCGAGUAAGAAAAACAACAAAGAUCAGGACCAGCGGGGAUCGAAGAAAUCGAAGGACACUCGUGAUAAGAGGUCGGAAGAUCGGUCGCCAAGGAGGAAAUAUGAUGAUUACACGCCCUUGAACAUGUCCAGAUCUUGGAUAUGGAAAGAGGUGACCCAGACUGAAAUGCGCAAUGUCGAGAGACCUCGACCCCUCAAAGCCAAUAGUGGAUUGGAUAGAAACAAGUACUGCGCCUUCCACGACCAUAACAAUCAUAUCACGAAUGACUGCUGGGACCUCCGAGAUGCCAUCGAAAAGCACAUCAGAGUGGGCAAAUUAAAGCAGUACAUCAUCCGAACUCAGGGCAAGAAGAAUAAUAAGCGGAGGCAGAGAAGCCGGAGCCGAAGUCGAAGCCCGAAGAGAGAGGACAAAAAAGAUCAGAAACAAGACCGCCUUGCAAAGGGCAAAGAGGUCGAAGAUAAAGAUGAGUCUUUUCAGGAGGCUGAAUUUGAAUGCAACGUGAUAAGCGGAGCUCUGGGAGGAGGAGGAGACGCGGCUAAUGCAAGAAGAAAGUACCUGAAAGAGGUCAUGUCGGUAAGAGACAGGCCGACCUUCAAAGGGAAAGCCAGUGAUCCUGCUCCCCCAAGAUUGUUUUUCACUUAG
This is a messenger RNA of Gastrolobium bilobum, 1314 nucleotides long. RefSeq lists its product as uncharacterized. The record is from RefSeq and is a predicted model, not a curated record. The coding region runs from base 1 to 1314 and encodes 437 amino acids. The transcript has a single exon. NCBI's taxonomy places the organism in Eukaryota, Viridiplantae, Streptophyta, Magnoliopsida, Fabales, Fabaceae.